ACAAAAGACAGAGCCUUAGAUCCCAUGACGAUCGUCCCUCCCCCCUCGUGGGAAUUGUCCAAAAUUUUGUCCACUCUGACAUCUCUUUUGUCGUUUUGUCCACACUCUUCAUCUUUCAAGCUCAGAGCCCUCGUCGACGCGAAGGACGAGGACAAUAUUUCAAGUCUACAAGGUCAAACCUUUCUCAAGUAUUUCACAAACAAGUAAGUAAACAACCUUAUAUAUAUGGCUCCUACAAGGCUAGGGACCUAUUUUCUCGACUGUACUGACGGUUCUUGAAAGCUUGUCGGGUUUUAAAACCCUUGUCUUGCUCCCCGUGUGUAGAAAGUAUUUGAACAACCAGUGACAUAGUAAAAUGGCAGAAGGAACAAGGGACCAACAGGAAACAGCAUAUUCUGCGCCUCCUCAUAACAUGACAAAGGGGGAACCAACCACCGCAAUUACUGCAACUUCAGGAGGCGCCAACACCUCUUUGCCUUCACCCUCGGGUGGUGACAGUCUUGCUUCUGGUUUAGACAGCAGUGAUACUAACCGAAAGGAGUCAAGGGGACUCAACUUGACGGAGGAAGAAAGACGAGCUAGAAGACUGAAGCAAAAGAGAGACUCUGCGAAGCGUUCUAGGCUUCGAAGAAUGGAUGCCCUUAUGAGUCUUCAGGAGGAAAUAUCUCAAGCAAGACUAGCGCUUUCUCAGUUGAGGCAGCAUGCUGCGCACUUAGAAGAAGAGAAUGAUAGGUUAAAGGCUGAAAAUGCACAACUAAGAGUACAAAUAGCAGCACCUCCGCCUUUAGGACGUCCUAUGCUUUCUGGUCAACAACAGCAACAACAGCAACAACAACAACUUGGUCAAGGUGGUAUGGGACAGAUACCAAAUAUGUCCUCGCUGCAUGGGAACAACUUGGCCGCUGUUCGUCAAGCUUUGCUUUCUCAAGCGGUACCCAAUUUUAGUGGCAACAACAACAUGGGAAGCAUUCAUAACAUGACCAAUGCAUCUUAUCAACAACAGCGAGGAGAAGAACAAAUGAUGAGUUCCAGAGAUGGAAAUAAUGCUGGACAGAAUCAUCCCAACGGUCCUAACAACCAGAGACAAGUAUACUCAGAUAUGCAGCCAUAUCCUCCUCACCAGUCGAUGAUGAUGUCGUCCAAUCCUUCCUUGUCAGGGUAUCCUGGAAAUCAGUAUUCAUUUCAUAUGAACCCAUAUUUUGGACAAAACAAUGCAUAAUUACAAGAAUACACAUAUAAAUACGUGUUGUUGUUUCUUUGCCACGUUGUGAAAAAGAUUCUUUCUGCGUGUUGGCUUCUUUUAUGGGUUGGCGAAAUAAAGAAGGAAGUCUUUAUCAGAAUAAAGCAACCAGUGAGAGGUUUAACGAAGAAUAGUAUGUUUCUUUUAGUUCCACGACUUACGUUUCCUCCC
Molecule: messenger RNA, 1411 nt
Organism: Galdieria sulphuraria
Lineage: Eukaryota; Rhodophyta; Bangiophyceae; Galdieriales; Galdieriaceae
Exons: 1
Coding region: 356-1219 (287 amino acids)
Biological process (GO): regulation of DNA-templated transcription
Molecular function (GO): DNA-binding transcription factor activity
Source: RefSeq, a predicted model, not a curated record